AUGAGAUUAAAUGCACUGGUAGGAGGAAUUCCCGCCGCCUUAAACAGUCCAGAAUCUCUGAUAAUUUUCGCUAUAAAUUUUCACUUCCAAAUUGUAUGUCAGGAAAGGGCUCUUUCUUGGUGGGUUUUUCUUGAGUCUCCUAACGGUUCACUAUUCACUGGAAGACGUAAAGUGCAUCACUUAUUUGAUGCGAAUGUCCCAAGUUGGGAUUUUGUUUCUCAAACUAAGGAAGCGAUGAUUGGUUUGGAAGUUUGUGGUACGAUCACGUAG
Molecule: messenger RNA, 270 nt
Organism: Brugia pahangi
Lineage: Eukaryota; Metazoa; Nematoda; Chromadorea; Rhabditida; Onchocercidae
Source: the annotation of a GenBank genome assembly